This is a messenger RNA of Oncorhynchus tshawytscha (Chinook salmon), 2266 nucleotides long. Its product is annotated as glutamate receptor ionotropic, NMDA 3A-like. Gene Ontology annotation, molecular function: NMDA glutamate receptor activity; transmitter-gated monoatomic ion channel activity involved in regulation of postsynaptic membrane potential. The transcript has 10 exons. The record is from RefSeq and is a predicted model, not a curated record. Lineage: Eukaryota; Metazoa; Chordata; Actinopteri; Salmoniformes; Salmonidae. Gene Ontology annotation, cellular component: postsynaptic membrane; plasma membrane. Bases 10 to 2169 code for a protein of 719 amino acids. Gene Ontology annotation, biological process: ionotropic glutamate receptor signaling pathway; synaptic transmission, glutamatergic; modulation of chemical synaptic transmission.
ACCAACUGCAUGGAUACACAGAGCAGCCAGAACAGGAACAUGACCUCAGGGAAAUAUCUGUCCAGGUUUCUGUCCAACACGUCGUUUGAAGGUCUGAGUGGUUUCAUCUCGUCCCAGGAGGAGACAGUGAUCUCCUCUGAGAGCCAUCACUUCAUCUGGUCCCUGCAACAUGACCCCAUAGGGAAGCCCAUGUGGACCAGACUGGGCCGAUGGAAGCAUGACAGGGUGCUACUGGACUACACUGCCUGGACCAACAAACAGGCAUCCUAUCAGGGCGGGGACUGGAGGUACCUGUCGCGGCUCCAUCUGCGGGUGGUCACCCUGGUGGAGCACCCCUUCGUCUUCACCCGGGAGGUGGAUGAGGACGGUCUCUGUCCCGCUGGUCAGCUCUGCCUGAACCCACUCACCAACAACACAGCCCUGCUCCAGUCUCUCUUCCUCCAGAUGCGGGGGCCUAACGACAGCAUUCCCAUGGAGUAUAAGAAGUGUUGCUACGGCUACUGCGUCGAUCUACUGGAGAAACUGGCGGAGGACAUGGGGUUUGACUUCGACCUGUAUAUUGUAGGCGACGGCAAGUAUGGUGGGUUUACAAACGGACGCUGGACAGGGCUGGUGGGGGAUCUACUCAGCGGAGCGGCCCACCUAGCCGUCACAUCUUUCAGUAUCAACUCGGCCCGGAGCAGGGUUAUAGACUUCACCUCCCCGUUCUUCUCCACCUCUCUGGGCAUCCUGGUACGGACCCGGGAUACGGCCGCGCCCAUCGGGGCAUUCAUGUGGCCCCUGCACUGGUCCAUGUGGCUGGGGAUAUUCGUCUCGCUACACGUUACUGCCGUGUUCCUGACCAUCUACGAGUGGAACAGCCCGUUUGGGAUGACGCCGCGAGGCAGGAACAGAGAUAAGGUGUUCUCCUUCUCCUCGGCUCUGAACGUCUGCUAUGCCAUCCUGUUUGGCCGUACAGCUGCCAUUAAACCUCCUAAGUGCUGGACGGGGCGGUUCCUCAUGAAUCUCUGGGCUAUCUUCUGCCUGUUCUGUCUGUCCACCUACACAGCCAAUCUGGCCGCCGUCAUGGUGGGGGAGAAAACAUUCCAGCAACUCUCAGGAAUACACGAUCCAAAGCUUCAUCACCCAUCACAGGGUUUCCGCUUCGCCACGGUCCGGGAGAGCAGUGCCGAGGAUUACCUGAAGAAAAGCUUUCCAGAGAUGCACGAAUACAUGAGACGGUACAACGUACCAGCAACCCCAGAUGGAAUAGAACAUCUGAAGCAUGAUCCACAGCAACUGGAUGCUUUCAUCAUGGACAAGGCCUUACUAGACCACGAGGUGUCUAUAGAUGCAGAAUGCAAGACACUCACUGUGGGGAAACCAUUUGCAAUUGAAGGCUACGGCAUCGGCCUGCGCCAGAACUCCCACCUGACCUCUAAUAUCUCAGAGCUGGUGAGCCAGUACAAGUCUGACGGCUUCAUAGACAUGCUACAUGAUAAGUGGUACAAGGUGGUGCCCUGUGGGAAACGGAGCUUCGCAGUCACAGAGACCCUACAGAUGGGCAUUAAGCAUUUCUCAGGCCUGUUUUUGAUGCUGUGUGUCGGAUUGGGUCUGUCUCUCCUCACCACCCUGGCUGAACACAUAAUCUACCGCUUUGUCAUACCCAGAGUCAAGGAGCCCAAGUUCAAGUACUGGCUGCAUACUAGUCAGAGGUUACAUCGAGCAAUGAACUCAUCUUUCAAUGACGAUAAACUGCAGACUGUAGCCAAGACAGAAGAAAGGUGCAUCAUGGGUAACAACAAACAACUGCAGCCAUGUGUACCAUGGAACAGCUCCAACUGCAACAGGAGGAAGAUCCCACCUCAGGAAUCCCUGCUAAAUGUUCUGGAGUCUCCCCCCUGUGAUUGCUCUCCUCCUCCUCCCUCAGCCCCUCCACCUCCUUCCUCUCCUCCUUCUCCUCAGGUGAAGAGCCUGGUCCCCCGGCAGGCAACAUCUAACGGGAGGACAGACCAGGUGGGUCUGCAGGCCAGGACCAACCCCAUGCUGCAGGAGCUGUCAGAGCUGGAGACACACAUCACCAUCAUCAAACAACAGCUGCACAUCGCCAUGAUGAAGAAGAGGGAGCUGGAGCAACCAGGAGAAACACAUGACAGAGUAGAGACUGAUACCAGCAGAAACACAACAUGACAGAGUAGAGACUGAUACCAGCAGAAACACAACAUGACAGAGUAGAGACUGAUACCAGCAGAAACACAACAUGACAGAGUAGAGACUGGUACCAACA